ACCUUCAUUCUGUCCAAAUGUGGGACUGUGAACUGUGGAAGAAGUAGCCAUUGAAGGUCUCUCUGUGAAACUCUCCAAACAUGCAAAUGGAGAACGGUAACGGGGACUCGCCAGGGAGCCCAAUCAACGGCUUACGAUGCUCCAAUGGCUCGAGUGCCAACCUGAAGAACUUUUCUGGGUGUGAUGGGAAACACUUGCUGGAAAACUCGGAGAGCUUUUACAAGAAGCUGUCUGAGUUGUACGAGUCAUCUGGACUCAACCUUAUACUAAAUGUUCGAGAAACACUGCUGAACUUGCACGUCUUUUACAAAGAAGUCAUUCAAAGAGGCGGAUACUACCAGGUUACCAAGAAUAAGCGAUGGGAGGAAGUUGCAGUUGCCUUGAAAAUAGAAGGCGUCAAAAUGAAGUUUCCUUCCCAACUUCAACAAGUUUAUGCGUUGUUUCUUUUCCAGUUUGAGCAAAUUUACUUCUACAGAGCACCUGAGAAAGCAGCUGCUGAUCCAGGUCAUGCUUUCUAUCAUGGAAAUAGUUCAGUGAUGAAGCGAAAGAGUUCAGAUUCGUUAUGCCUGGAGCUAACAGAUGAAGAAGAUGUUCCAGUGGAGAAGAAGAUCUUAAAUGGAAAAAAUCAUGCAUUGUUUACAGGUGGAACUGCAGAACAGAAAUUAUCCCCCCAGACACCCUCAAAAGUGAAAGAGACUGUGGUGAAGAAGAAGAAGAAAUUGUCCCCUGGCCGAUGUCGGCAUAUACGGACUGCAUAUCAGAUCUUCAUCAGGGAAGAAUGUGAUCGGCUGAAAAGAACUAAUGGGGAGAAGCUAAGAGGCCAGAGUUUCAGAAGUAUGGCAGAUGAUGCGUGGAGGCACCUCUCUGAAAUUGACCGACAGCCAUACAUUGAGGAAAGCAAUAGGGACAAGGAAAAGUAUUCCCAACCACAGGCUGCUGCCGAGGUGCACAAUGGCAUGGAAUAUAAAGAGACAGAACGCAACAACGAUGGGGAUUAUCACGUCCGACCUGAAUUUGGAAAACCCUUACUGCAUAAUCAAGAUGCAGUUGAUUUUGGAAAACCCUUGCUGCAUGAUCAAGAUGCAGUUGACUUUGGAAAACCCUUACUGCAUGAUCAAGAUGCUGUUGUCUUGGCCAAUCAAACCAUGAACAAAAAUCUAGCUGACCCAAUACUCCCAAACGACUGAAAGUUGUAGUCUUUGGUUGGGCUGGUCAGUGCUUUUGUAAUGGAAGGUUCUUUUUUCUGUACACAAGUUGAAAAGAAAAUAGAUUCUCGGACACGUACCCUUUUGAUGACAGCUCUUAUUGUGUAUGGUUUUGUCCGUUUAUCAUGGAGUCUGUAUAUAUAUGUUUACAAAUGAGAGCUGCUACCUUAUUAUGUACAAGAGUUUUGGAACCUUGUUGCAUGAAACACUGAUCAGAAGCUUCUUAUGUUAUAUAUAGCUUUUUUUUUAUUAUUAUUA
This is a messenger RNA of Humulus lupulus (European hop), 1463 nucleotides long. Its product is annotated as putative high mobility group B protein 11. The transcript is spliced from 6 exons. The coding region runs from base 81 to 1187 and encodes 368 amino acids. The record is from RefSeq and is a predicted model, not a curated record. Lineage: Eukaryota; Viridiplantae; Streptophyta; Magnoliopsida; Rosales; Cannabaceae. Gene Ontology annotation, molecular function: DNA binding.